AUGGCCCUGCGCUACCCCAUGGCCGUGGGCCUCAACAAGGGCCACAAGAUGAUGAAGAACGUCAGCAAGCCGAGGCACAGCCGGAGCCGCGGGCGCCUCACCAAGCACACCAAGUUCGUGCAGGACGUGAUCAGGGAGGUGUACGGCUUCGCACGGCGCGCCAUGGAGCUGCUCAAGGUGUCCAAGGACAAGCGCGCGCUCAAGUUGAUCAAGAAGAGGGUGGGCACGCACAUCUGGGCCAAGAGGAACUGGGAGGAGCUUAGUAACGUGCUGGCAACCAUGAGGAAGGCAGCGGCCAAGAAGGACUGA
This is a messenger RNA of Acomys russatus (golden spiny mouse), 309 nucleotides long. Its product is annotated as 60S ribosomal protein L36-like. The record is from RefSeq and is a predicted model, not a curated record. The transcript has a single exon. NCBI's taxonomy places the organism in Eukaryota, Metazoa, Chordata, Mammalia, Rodentia, Muridae. Gene Ontology annotation, biological process: cytoplasmic translation. Gene Ontology annotation, cellular component: ribosome; cytosolic large ribosomal subunit. The coding region runs from base 1 to 309 and encodes 102 amino acids. Gene Ontology annotation, molecular function: structural constituent of ribosome.